Molecule: messenger RNA, 9049 nt
Organism: Ruditapes philippinarum (Manila clam)
Lineage: Eukaryota; Metazoa; Mollusca; Bivalvia; Venerida; Veneridae
Product: kinesin-like protein KIF26B
Exons: 18
Coding region: 897-7592 (2231 amino acids)
Biological process (GO): microtubule-based movement
Molecular function (GO): microtubule motor activity; microtubule binding; ATP binding
Source: RefSeq, a predicted model, not a curated record
AAAAAAUAGCAAGAAAGUGAUGAUCUUACCGUGUAUGAUAACUAGCCUUACCUGUGGCCGUGUCUUACAGGAGGAUGUAACAGAUCAGCAGACGAAAUCUCGAGAGCUUUGGAUUAACGGCGAAAACAGAUGUUGCACGGGGAACAUCCCUGUCAGUUUGGAGGGAUUGAGGACCGUGAAAUAUAUCGUUUUAGAUAUAUCUUCAUUGUGUAUCGUUUUAUUAUUUCUGCUUUAUAUAUGAAAGUAUAUGAUGAAACAAGGAAUUUUUGACAAAUCGGAUUGCACUGUGUGUUAAGUUUUAAGUGUACAUGUGUUAUUUCUUCAAUUUAAACUUAAGGAUUUUAAUUACUCUUAAGCAUAAAGCUUUAAAGAUAAAGCUCAAACUUCUAAAAAAUGUUUGUGAGAUUAUUCACUGAAAAAUCAGUAGUUUUUCAAAGCAUCCGGUAGUUCUACAUGCUCUGGAAAACUUCUUAUUUUCUUUUCUAAUUAUUAAACGUAAACGUUUGAAAAGAAAAAUGUACUAGUUUUAGUAUUCGUUUUCUGGAAAUUUUGUGAGAUGAAAUUUACGUUGGUACAUAUCAACUUGUAUUAGAUACACAGACGUUAGUGUGCGUUCUAAAAGUCUAAUUUAGAUGGAUUUAAUCGUUUUAACUUCAGACGAAGUGAAAUAACAAUGUUGCUGUGUUUUAAGAUGUAAAUGUGGCAUCUCUUUUGCCAAAAUUUCUAUCUUUAUUUGCAACAAAUUCACGAUGUUUUAUAGUUUUAUUGGAAAUAAACUACAACUGCACUGGAAUUUUAUUCAACGUGAUAUUUACAAAUUGAUUUUAAAAAUAUAAAUUCUUAUCUAUGGGAUUUAUACUUGGAAUUCUUGUUUAAAGGCUACCUUGAAUGAUGUGAUGGAGAAGAGACAGAGGUCAGGAAUACCAGUGUUCAAAGCUCUAUCACUGAGGACAGGUGAUCAGGGCGAGGAUGUACGGCCACCACCCUCCCCACCCAUUGAUAUACCAGGAAGAUCUUUGGACCUUCUUUCAGAUGAAGAGCUUGAUACACAGAUGGAGGACGAAAGUAGUUUCACUGAAUCCAUCAGUGUUAAAUCAGCUGCAAACUUGUUUGGAGGUCAAGCUAUCAUAAGACGCAUUCCUACACCAAGCAGUAAGCGUCGUGAUCCAAAACGUCUUCCACCUCCUGUGCCAGCGAAAAAGAACGGUAAAACUGUAAGGAAAGAGCAAGACCUUGGAGAUUUGUCAGAUAUAUAUCCGACUCAAAAUGCUCGUACAAACAGAAUUAAUUCUAAUGAUAAUGUUUUACAAGUGCACAAGGUCAGUGACUUGAGUGAGACAAAUAUAGAUGAUAUACUUGAUAAACCACUGGAAAGCUUAUCAGAGAUUAACGGAAUUAGUGAAACAUACGAUAAUGUUGAUAAUGAUGAAACCAUACCGAGCUAUGAUCAGUUUAUUGGUAAUGCUAUAGGAGAGAACUUGAUGGAAGAAGGGGAGGGUAUAAAUGACAACGUGACGGAGGAAGUUAAAAGUUGUGUCCGGAAUAUUGCAAGAGUGCUUCCAAAUUCAACUCGAACUAUUAGAAAAGAGUAUACGACAAUGGAUUAUACAGUCCUAGGAACAAUUUCUCCUCUUAAUGAUAGAAACGGUAAAAAUGAUAACUCUAAAGAGGAAAUGUCACUUGUCCUAGGACGGCCAAUGUCCCCGAUUGCUAACGACAGCGGAUUAAAAAGGUGCUUGUCACCUAGUGAAACUGCCAGGCCAUUGUCACCUACAAGUGAAACUUUGCCCUCAAAAAGAGUGGCUGGAAACAGAGUUCGAGGAAUACCAGUUUUAUCUCCAAAUAGUAGAGAGCAAAAACUGAGGGAGAUAACAAACCAUGUUAGUAUAAUGUGCGAAGGUUGCAAUAAUUGUUUGUUGGAUUUAAAACGUCAAGCUCUGAGACUGAUCUAUCCUGACAGUACACAUGGACAGCCAAUAGCAAUGCCUGUUGACUCUAUAGAAAGUUUCAAAGACAAAUUACAAGUACCAGAGAAUGGAUAUAGAUUUUCACGUGCAGGAAGCUGUGAAGUAUGUGAUACGCACGUGACCCAGUUAAAACAAGAAGCUGUUAGUAUGGUACAGAGUAUUCAACAGGCCCAGUGUGAGUCGUCAACAACAACUAAUAUACCAAAUUUGAUAGGAUCUGUAAAUCUUCCACCACAAUCGCCCAGAAAAAUUGGUGCAACCAAUGGUCCACAUAUCAGGUACCGUGGCUCUAAGAUUCCCGGUUCAGGUAAUUUCCUGUCAAAGUCAGCACCUAUAGCAGCUCAAGCUCAAGCCUAUCUAGAACAAAAUGUCCGGUCACGCGGCACACAGAAAAGACAGUUUCUGUUAAGAUCUGGGUCCCAAGACAGACCAGGAAUUUACAAGGGGGCAGAAAUGUAUCCCCAGGGUGGUACUGAUGGCCCUGGUAUGGGUCAGUAUGGCCGCCCUGUAAACUAUCCAAUGUCAGGCUCGCACUUUAUCAACACCCCGUAUAUGCAACAACCGCUUUCUAUGCAAGUAUAUCACCAACAACAACAGCAGCAGCAGCAACAACAACAACAAUCCCAGCAGUUUUAUCAUCAGCAGCAAUUUCAUCAUCAACAACAACAACAAAAUGUUCAACCACAACAGCAGUCGCAGCAACAGUUUUACCAACAACAACAACAUCAUCAGUCUGCGAUACAGUAUCAACAACAACAGCAUAAUCAGCCGCCUAUACAAUACCAGCCUCACCCAUACCAUUACCUCCAGCAUUCUCACUCUGCCCCAGGGUCUCCUGCAAGGGUACUCUCGCCUCCGCCAAGGAUACAGUCUCCACCUCCAAGAAUGAUGAGGAUUUCCUCGCCGCCACCAUCAUCUCCAUCAUUGUCAAGAUUAUCAGCGAUGUCGCCACCGCCAAGUGCCUCUUCCUCGCCAGCUGCCUCAUUCUUUGCCAGGGCUGCGCAGAAGUUAAGCAAAAAGAAGAAACGCCAUCACCAGCCUGAACCAGAGCUUCCGUCCUUCCCGACCCGGUUCUCGGAGAUCCUCCGCCUUUCUCCGCCACCAUGUCCGCCUUGUCUACUCAGAAAUUUUGCACGAGGGCAACCUCCUGGCAUGGGCAAGGUGAAGGUAAUGUUAAGGGUAGUUUCAACCAAUCACCAUGGAGAUCAGGCAGCUUCAGUUCUAAAUAUAGAUACACGUAAUAAACAGGUGACAGUCUAUGACCCGGCAGGAAGUGGCUAUGCUACCAGUCUGGCUCACAGAAAGGCGGCCAUGGCACCAAAAAUGUUUGCCUUUGAUGGUGUAUUUUCACCGGACGAUUGCUUGACGGAGGUAUGCUCCAGAAGUUUACCGGAAAUCAUUCAGGGUGUGGUAGCAGGUGCUGAUGGCUGUGUUUUUACUUACGGCUAUUCUAAACUGGGUAAGACAUAUACAAUGGUUGGUGAGGACUCGACCAGCCAGACACUGGGUGUUAUACCAUGUGCUAUUUCAUGGUUGUUCAAGGUGAUAAAUGAACAGAAGGACCAAACUGGUGCCAGGUUCUCAGUUCGAGUUUCAGCUGUGGAGGUCUCUGGCAAACAGGAAGUUCUCAAGGAUUUGCUAGCCGAUGUUGCUCAGGGAACGGAGACUGGAGUUGGGACGGCUCCCGGUGUGUAUCUGAGAGAGGACCCAAUAUCUGGUACUCAGCUUGAGAACCAGUCAGAGCUUCGGGCACCAACUGCUGAAAAAGCUGCCUUUUAUCUUGAUGCUGCUCUAAAUUCUAGAACUAAAACAGAGGAAGAGAGCCGAUCAUCACACUUGUUGUUUACGCUACAUGUAUACCAGUAUCGUGUAGAGAAAGAAAACAGAGCUGGUCUUCCUGGGGUUGCUGGUGGUAGAAGUCGCCUUCAUUUCAUAGACCUUGGAAGUGCCUCGAAGUCCAAAGACCCAAAUAACGUAGCUCUAAGUCUUUCGGCAUUAGGGAAUGUGAUAAUGGCUCUCCUCAAUGGUCAAAGACAUGUACCUCAUAGGGACAGUAAGGUAGCCCAGUUACUACGAGAUUCGCUCGGGAAUAUAACGUGCCGCACGUGUAUGAUAGCACAUGUAUCACAGGAGAUACCCCAUUAUAAUGAAUCAUUACAAGUGAUACAGUUGGCUGCACGUAUACACAGGAUGAGACGUAGAAAAGUCAGAGGGCAAUUUUCUGGAACAAGUUCAGAUGACAGCUCUACUGAUGGAAGUAGUAUCCGGAGUCGACCCUAUCGGGGUUUUCGUAUGGGAACCCUCCAUGAGGGCUCCUCCUUAUCUGACCCGGAUUACACCUCGAGCAGCGAGUCGUGUAACACUGUCAUUUAUAUGGGAAAUACAUCUCAUCAGUCGCUAAGUGAUAGAGAACUAACUGAUGGUGAAGGUCAUCAAAGGUCAGUUCCAAGGACAAACCCUCGUCUGCCGAGAAGGGCAAGUGGGUCAAGGUCAUCAGGAGAUGAGGGUUCAAAUUCUGAUAGUGGGAGGAGUUUGUAUAGGUCACGAGAAAGUUUAUCAAGAUUACAUGGUGCAAUAACAUCUCCUGUAAGAGAUGUGAGUGUAACAGGGUCAAGGCAUGGGACCCCUGUCAGGUCCUUAUCAAGGGGAACAACUCCAGUGCGAGACAUUCAAACUUCUGAUAUGAACUCUUCAGUGUCUUGUUCACCGCCUAGUGUGCACUUUAAUCUACCUCAAAAAAUGAGUUCCCGGUCAAAAACUUUAGCUGGUAAACAGGACGGGAGCAAUCCUCAGUGUUAUGCCAGUACAAACAUUGUAGAUAAAGGGCCAAGGACUACUUCAAGAUCAAAACGAUCUAGUGCGUCACCAGGGAAAAAAGGUGAUGAACAAUGGAUAGAUGGUCCAGGGGCGGCUUUAUACCCAGAGAAGAAGCAGAAUACAGGGGAACAGUGGGUAGAUGGACCAUCAGCUUUCUUGGUGAAACAAGAACAAAAACAUAAUAAACCAAAUACAAAAAUGAGUUCAGAAGAAAUGUGGGUGGACGGACCACCAGAAAUGUUAGCAGAAAAUCAAAUGGACGAAAAUCAGAAUCGCACACCAAAGGUAGUUAUGCAUACAAGUAGUAAGAAAGCACAUGUAAGAACUCUUUCCUCUCCUACAAGACAUCAGUCACCAAUGAAUUCCCCUGCAUUACUUCAAAAAUCUGAAGGAAUGUCACCCAACCAGUCUUGGCAAAUGCAAGAUGGUAGAGACAGGCCUGAAAGUCAAAUAAGUGAGGACAGUACAAUGUCAAAUAAAGCACAACCUAGUGAUUCUCGGCCUAAUAGCAUGCUUACAAAUAUUGGUGAUGAUGAAGAUUUAGCCCCACUUGAAAAUAUCGAAGUUAAACCAUUUGUGAAAGACUGGGUACAAAAACAUGGAAUGUCUGAAAAUGAUAAUAGCUUGGGUAGUAUGAUUGAAACUGGGGAAAACAUGAUUGGAACUUUAGAUUCUGUACAAAACUCAUUUAGACGACCAAAACCACAUGAUUCUAGGACUAGAAAAUUAAUGCCAUCAUCGUCUACACCUAAACAAUCGCCUCACCACUCUCCUAAGAAUUCUCCUUCAAUACAUAGGAAGGUGAAAGCCAACAAACCUAACUUCCCAGCACCUCCUAAUACCAGUAGAAGAGUUACUGAUUGGCUUAAAUCUGUUGAAAAUAACCAACCAGAGGAGACAAUAUAUAUGGAAGGAAUUGUGGGAAGAAAUGUUGUUAGGGAGACUGUAAUUAAUGGUGAUCAUGAAACGGAAUAUUUAGCUGCUUCUUUGGAUGCUUCUCGUGAAAUAUCUUCGUGUAGUUCUGUCUAUCCAAACACGACACUUAAUGAUUCACGGACACCUGAUUGUACCGAUGCUGAUCUAUCUAUGAGCAAGUUCAGUGAAUCUCCUAAUGAAUGUAACAUUGCUGAUAUGAGUUUUGACAGUUCGGUAGAUACAGCGAAUUCCUUACAAAAUCGUGAUUCAAUUUAUGAACUACAAAUGGACGAACAGCUUGAGAAAGGUCUUGAGAAUAAUUCACGAAAAGGUGACGAUGAUGAUGAUGAUUCAUUUAGUAAUGCAUCUUGUGCCAAACUUUCAGAUAUGGAUACUGCUGAAGCAUUUGCAGAGGGUAUUGACAAUAUUGGUGACAUGAAAAAAUCAGAAACAAUUCAGAGUAUAAAAACAUUGGUAGGUGAUUCUAGCGUGGAUUGUAUGAGACAGGAGAACAUUGAACAGUUAAAUGGUGUGUGCAAUAAGGACCUUAAACCUAAAGAAAAUCUACAAUUUGAUUAUGAACCUAUUGUUCAUCUUCUUUCGCGUAAACCGGAUGGAGCGUCUAAUCCUAAUUUAAUGUGUGAAAGCUUUUCUGAAAAGACUAAUGUUAGUGCAUUAAGAGAGGAAUAUUUAAUAGUGAAUGCAAUAUCUAGUCAGUCCAUGGACAUGACGAAGAGAUCUCAGACCAUGUCCAGUAAAUCUUACAGAGAAUGCGAGGGUGACGGAAUGAUUGAUGAAGAUGUCCAUGUCCCGGCACCGUUGCCACUUAAACCAUGCUUUAAAUGCGGAUAUUCACAAGAAGUUUCUAAACCUAUAGCUAAAAUGUGUAAAGACUGUCAAAAAAUGGUUGCCUUGUCUAUAAAGAACUCGCAUAGUAGUGUAACACGGAAAGAUAAAGAUAAAUCAAAAUAUAAUGUUCAUCCUUCAUCAAGUAGUGGUAGUCCUACGUCGAAGAGCUCAAAGUCUAAAGCUCAGUCACCCAGUCAUAGUAAAUUACCAGUGUUUUCAAAAAACUUGCAAGUGUCCUCAAAAGAUUCAAAAUCAAGUCGUAAAAAAGAGAAAGAGUCUAAAAAAUCUAGUUUACUUUCUAGGAAAUCUUCUAGAAGCCAUGACUCAGAUAGUGGCAAUGAUAGUGGAAUUGUUGCUAUCGAAAAGACUCUCUUAUCUCCGUAUGCUACGGUGACCAAACCACGAACGGUUAGUCACUCGAGUAGCGGACACGGCAGUGAUAACAGCAGCACAAUGAGUGCCGACUUGAUUUCAAAACAGGGUAGCAGUCUGUCGGAUAAAAUUCAUGGUGGAACGAGCAGCGGGUACGAGAGUAUGCUGCGGGAAAGUGAGGGCUCAGGCUCUUCCACGAUAAAUGAAGACAGCGCUGAAGAAUCUUCUGGGGACAAAAAAAAAGGAAGCAAGAAAAAACGGCUACCCAGUACAAGACGCAGUAGAUCUGCUCCAUCCCGCAACUCCGAGAGUCCGGAGUCAUCAAGUAGAAAGUCGAGCCCAUCAAGUAAGAACUCGAGCUUAAGUCCAACCUCAAGGGCAUGGCAGGAGAAACAUGGACGACUGAAGGAAGAGGGACCACUAGAACUAAAAGAGUAUGAUGCAGACGAUGUCAAGCGUAUGACACGACACAGGACAGAUGAAGAGACUUUACGAAAAAAUCAUGACAAAAUUAAAGAAAUUUUGAAUAAUGGAAAACAGUCGCAGGAGAUUCCAAAUACAAAGGACACGUAUAUCGUAGACCGAAAUAAUUGGAGUUUUGAUUCUUCCGAAAAUGAUGAAAUCUCCGGACAUUGUUGUUACGUGUCUUCGUAUGGGUACCACCGUGUAUAGCGGAGAAAAAAUUAAUAUGUUUAUGUGUUAAUAUUCUUAUGUAGAAUGUGUUUUCUAUGUGACAAAAUAAUAACUUGAUUGAAAAAACAAAAACGCAAAUAAAUGUUACAUUGUUUUUGAUACAAAAUUGAGGCUGUUACUCUAAGCUCUUUGCAAUAAUUAUUUUUAUGUAGAAACUAAACGAUUGAACAACUUUCUUCAUAGAUUUCUUUCUUUCAUGAAAGCUGGAAAGUUUAUAAAACAUUAAUUUUACACAUCUAAAUCAUAAGAAUAAAGGGGAACAACUCCAACUUGCAUGUAAUAAUUGUUAAUUGAUUGUUUCCCUUGUACAAAACACAAUACUGAUAGUCAGUCUAUCUCUUUAUUCUUCAUGAAUUUACAUGUUAAUGUGAGAGUGUAAUAUCUUGUAAAUUUUAUGUAAAAAAUUAAACGUUUUUACAUUUUGUACAUCAUUUCUAUGGAAACUGUUUGUGUAAAUUACUUAGUGAAGAUAGUUUUUAUCAUAGUGUAUAUUGUACAUAGUCUGUUAUCAUGAUAUAUUUAGAUUCUCUGAAUUUUUAAGUCUUGGAUCUGAAAACAAUUGUAUAGUGCUAAUAAUUCUAUGUGAUUCAGUGCCACGCCCUUGACCCCCAUCAUACUUGACAGGAUUUCGCCGAUAAAAAUGAAUUGCUGAGUAGUUUCUUAUUUUGUUAUUCUGUAAUAACCAAUUUCAUCAAGGACUAAUCUUAGAGUUCUUUUAUUUGAAUUAUUGUUUACACUUUUAAUUUUCCCCCAUUAAAAAGUUUUGUAUUAACCAUUACCACACUAUGAUUAUUUCUUAAGGAAUUUCAAAAUAUGUACUGAAUGAAGUCAGCAGUGCAGACCGGCAGAUCUGGUCCUAAGUAGAUUUAGUUGCCGCCAGCUGGCUAAAGGUUAAACAUUAAAGCACAGUAAUUAAUUACUUUUUUAUGCCGGGUGAAGAGAAUCAUUCUGUUGAUGAGAAAUAUAUUUAGUUUAGCAUAAAAAAUGAAAAACACCAAGACAUUUUUACUUACAGUUUGACAUAGUCAAUUUUUGACUUACGACAGAUUUUAUUGGUACGUUAUCUUUUGGAAAAUUCACUGUUAAGUUUAUUAUUAAAACAAACUUUUUUGAGAAAAGUCUUUCAAUACAAAUCAAGACUUUUAAUAAACAUUGAAAAAUAAUUAAAAAAGGGAUAGUUAAAUUUUUUGCAUUGUUUUAAAUUGAAACAGGCAUGAAGUUGGAUAAAAUGGAGCAGAUAUUAUGCUUUACAAAUGACAGUCCCCAGAUUAUAUAAGCCUAUGAAUUAAGACCUAUGAACAAUUUUGUCACCGAGGCCUGCAUAUAUAGUACCAUGGAUAUAUAAUAUAGAGAUCAUGUAUUUAUUGUUGUGUGCCCAUGUAGGCACCAUUUUGUAUGAUUAUUAUUUGCAAUAAAUUGUUUAUAAAAAAAUUGUA